Molecule: messenger RNA, 1749 nt
Organism: Camelina sativa (false flax)
Lineage: Eukaryota; Viridiplantae; Streptophyta; Magnoliopsida; Brassicales; Brassicaceae
Product: transcription factor TCP8
Cellular component (GO): nucleus
Molecular function (GO): DNA-binding transcription factor activity; sequence-specific DNA binding
Source: RefSeq, a predicted model, not a curated record
GCUGGAAAAGUCAUCUACCUGCUUUUUACAUCAUCAAACCCUUUUCUCAUCUCUCUCUCUCUUAGAUGUUGUUCAGACGAAGAACAAGACAAGAGUCAAACUGAGAAACACAAGUACUUUACACAUGAAGGCGACAAUCGAAUCAUCCAUACUCGUUUCAUUUUCUUCUUCUUCUUCCACAAAACCCUAAUUCCAAUUUCAUCUCUGUCCCUUUCCCCUUUCUCCCACAAAAAAAAAUGGAUCUCUCCGACAUCCGUAACAACAACGACACCGCCGCCGCCGUCACCACCGGAUUAGGUGGAGGAGCAAGACAACUAGUUGACGCAUCUCUCACAAUCGUCCCCAGAUCUACACCCUUAGAAGACUCAACACUCUCAACAACAACAACGGCUGCGGUGGCGGCGACUACAACGAAGCGUUCUACUAAAGACCGUCACACGAAAGUCGACGGAAGAGGACGACGGAUUCGUAUGCCAGCGCUUUGUGCGGCUAGGGUUUUUCAGUUGACGAGAGAGUUAGGUCAUAAAUCUGAUGGUGAAACUAUCGAAUGGCUUCUUCAACAAGCUGAGCCGGCGAUUGUUGCUGCUACAGGUACUGGUACUAUUCCGGCGAACUUUUCUACUUUGAGUGUUUCGCUUCGUAGCAGCGGAUCGACUCUUUCGGCGCCGCCGUCUAAAUCGGUGCCGCUUUACGGUGCUCUUGGAUUGACUCAUCACCACCAACAUCAGUUUGAUGAACAAGGAGGUGCGUUUGCGGCUGCGGCAGCUCAUGCGGCGCCGCUUUUAGGGUUUCAUCAUCAUCUUCAACAGCACCACCACCACCACCAGAAUCAAGCUCCGGUGGAAACGAUUCCUGACGGUGAGAAUUUCUCCAGGAAACGGUAUAGAUCGAUUGAUUUGUCUAAGGAAGACGAUGAUGAUAGGAAACAGAACGAGAGUAAGUCUUUAAAAGAAAGUGAAACUCCGGAUCCUGCGGCGGCGCCGAUGUGGGCGGUUGCUCCGACGAGUAGGUCUAGCGGUGGGAACACUUUUUGGAUGCUUCCGGUGCCACCCGGUAAUCAGAUGGAGAGUAGUAGCAAUAACAACAACAACUCGGCGGGCCACCGUGCUCCUAUGUGGCCAUUUGUGAACUCUGCUGGAGCUGGAGCUGCGACUCAUUUUAUGGCGGGAACAGGGUUUAGUUUUCCGAUGGAUCAGUAUAGAGGGAGUCCUCUUCAACUAGGCUCGUUUGUAGCUCAGCCGCAGCCGACUCAGAACUUAGGUCUAAGCAUGCCGGACUCGAAACUCGGGAUGUUAGCCGCUUUGAACGCGGCUUAUUCGAGAGGCGGAAACGGGAACGGGAAUGGGGAACAAGCGGUUGAGCAUCAAGAGAAGCCGCAACAGAGUGAUCAUGAUGAGGAAAGCAGAGAAGAGAACUCCAAUAGCUCUGAGUGAGUUGAUGUAAAACUAAUCAUAUGAGAUCAUUUGAAAUUGGUGAAAGGAGAAGCCAAGUUAUCUUACAUUUGUGACUAUCUCGUGCCCCAGAGCUCAACUUUGGAGCCACUGUAUGAGUACACAAGUGCAGUAGACAUAUGGUCCACAGGUUGUGUCAUGGCUGAACAUCUUGGGCCGGUUGGAGCACUACUUUUGCAUUACCUAUAUGAUUUUUGUUCUCGGUUCGUGCUCUCGUGGACUUGUUUAUGCAGCCUCGCAAACUAGAUUUUAAACUACUUUGUAUAUAUAUGACUUGCCAGGCUAACGAACUAGAUUU